This is a messenger RNA of Teleopsis dalmanni, 1302 nucleotides long. Its product is annotated as probable enoyl-CoA hydratase echA8. The transcript has 3 exons. The record is from RefSeq and is a predicted model, not a curated record. The coding region runs from base 1 to 1122 and encodes 373 amino acids. NCBI's taxonomy places the organism in Eukaryota, Metazoa, Arthropoda, Insecta, Diptera, Diopsidae.
AUGACAAAAGCAAUUGACUACUUGGCUAAAUGCGUUCAUAUUACAUGUCAAAAUGCAACACAAAAUCGUUGUAAUGUUGAAGUUUUAGGUUUUUCAAAAACCUUCCAUGUAGAUAUACCUGCAAAAGAAGACCCAUCUAAGAACACGGUACUAUUUAGUAAGGAUGGCAACAUAACACUUAUAGGACUGAAUAAGGAUAACGAUGGAAACACCAUUGAUGCUGAAACGGCAAUAAAGAUAUGUGAUGCUUUUAUUAAAUUUGAAUCUGAUGAUGCAUCUCCAGUAGCAGUGCUUUAUGGUGUAGGUGAGUCAUUUUGUACUGGAUUCGACAUAUUAGAUUUAGCAAGUGAUGAACGCAGCGAAAUUAGCAUGGAUAUACUUAUGUUACCAGAGGGUUCUGUGGGACCUACACGGCGAAUGUUAACAAAACCCGUUGUUUGUGCGAUUACUGGUUACUGCGUCGCUAGCGGUAUGGAAUUAGCACUUUCGUGUGAUCAGCGAGUAAUGGAGACUACAGCUAAAAUGGGUUUUUUUAAUCGGCGCUUUGGUGUGCCCAUAAUAGAUGGGGGUACGGCACGUUUACCAGCAAUAAUCGGUAUAUCUCGUGCACUUGAUUUAAUACUUACAGGACGUAUUCUCGAAGCAACGGAAGCCUAUGAAAUCGGUGUUGCAAACAAAGUUGUACCAGUGGGAGAUGCUCUUAAAGAAGCUGUAAAUUUAGCUCAGUUUUUAUCAAAAUUUCCACAAGAAGCACUCAAACAUGAUCGCAAAUCCAUGCAAGAAUCUUCAUUUGAGGCAAUUGGUUUUGAGAGCGCUAUUCAAAAUGAGAUUAUGAGUAUUACGAAAGAAAUUGUAGAUGAGAUGCAAGACGGAGCGAAAUGGUUUUACAGAAAUUUCAAGAUCAAUAAUACUGGAACUUGGAUGCCAGCUGAAAUGACAAUGGCUGAUUGGGAUAAUAAAGUCGUUGUCAAGGAAGCAGCUAAAGUGAAAAAUUUCAAGGAUGUUGAACACAUUCCAGUUAUUAAACAAGUUAUUGGACCACAUAAGAAUGACAUUGAAAAAAACGCUGUAUGUACGUCAGAAAAAGAAGACGGAAAUGACAAAGACAAAAACAAUAAGUGAUGAUAAAAUAUUGAGCAGUUCGUGUUAAAUUUCUUGUUAAUGCCUUUUUAGAUGUUAUCGAUUAUUGUUUGUAAUUUGCAAUUCAUAAUUUAUCAAGUAUUAUUAUUAUUUACAUCCCCCUUCAAACGAAGGGACUUUAGUUUCACGCUGUAGUAGUUGACGAUUCUCACUGUAGUCCAA